Notechis scutatus (mainland tiger snake) is the source of this 4416-nucleotide messenger RNA. Lineage: Eukaryota; Metazoa; Chordata; Lepidosauria; Squamata; Elapidae. The record is from RefSeq and is a predicted model, not a curated record.
GCCCUUUUCUGGCAGCUGCCGGCACGGCCGAUCCUCUAACGCUCCCUUCUCAGCCUGCCUGGCGCGGCUGCCUCUGCUCGGCUUCUUCCGCCGUUUCCUUUUGGCGUUCCUGCUGCUUUGCUGGGGACGUCCAGAGAUCUCGGGGGUCAUUGCGGACACCGCUAUCCAUUGGAAUGAAACCUUGGAAAAAACAGAAACCAUACUGGCAAAUGAGGACACUGCAUUUCAACAGAUUAACAAUAGUAGUAGCAAAAAUAACAAUUACAGCAGUGCAUUCCAAAAAGAAAUCACAUUGCCUUCAAGACUUAUUUAUUAUUUGAACAAAGACUCCGAAAGUCCCUAUCAUAUUUUGGAUACUAGGACAAGAUACCAGCAAAAACACAGUAAGGCUGUGCAUCUAGCUCAGGCAAGUUUCCAAAUUGAAGCUUUUGGUUCUGCAUUUAUUCUUGACCUCUCCCUGAACAAUGACUUAUUAUCUGCUGAUUAUGUGGAAAUUCAUUAUGAAGAUGACAAACCACAAUAUUCAAAGGGAGGGGAACACUGCUAUUAUCAUGGAAGCAUCAGAGGCAUCCCAAAAUCCAAAGCUGCUGUUUCUACUUGUAAUGGACUUCAUGGCAUGUUUGAAGACGAUACUCAUGUCUACCUGAUAGAACCUUUGGAGUUAACUCACAGCAUGAGCAAUGCAGGUAGACCACAUGUCAUUCGGAGAACAUUUGGAUCAAAUGCCUUCAGUCAGUUGGAAGAUCUUGAUACUGAUUCCACAUCGGAUUGGUCCUUCCUGACUGAAUUGCAGUGGCUAAGAAGGAAAAGAAGGGCUGCAGUGCGUGGUGUCUUUGAAGAAAUGAAAUACCUAGAGCUCAUGAUUGUUAAUGACUAUAAAAUGUUCAAAAAACAUCGGUCAUCCCAUAGUAAUACGAAUAACUUUGCGAAAUCGGUGGUAAAUCUCGUGGAUGCUAUAUACAAGGAGCAACUAAACACCAGAGUUGUUCUAGUUGCUGUUGAAACCUGGUCAGACAGAGAUCGUAUUCAUGUCCAUGCAGACCCAAGGCAGAUGCUUCAUGAUUUUUCCCGAUAUCGACAGAACUUCAUCAAGCAACAUGCUGAUGCUGUACAUCUCCUCUCGAAUGUGACAUUUCAUUAUAAAAGAAGUAGCCUAAGCUAUUUUGGAGGAAUUUGUUCGGUGGCUAGAGGUGUUGGAGUAAAUGAGUAUGGGCUUUCCUGGGCAAUAGCACAAGAAUUGUCCCAAAGCUUGGCUCAGAAUCUAGGAAUACAGUGGGAACCAGCAUCCAGAAAACCAAAAGGGUGUGAUUGUACAGAAUCCUGGGGUGGAUGCAUCAUGGAGGAAACAGGUGUCUAUCACCCCAGAAAAUUCUCAAAAUGCAGCAUUGCUGAAUACAGAGAUUUUUUACUCCGUGGAGGAGGUUUUUGUCUUUUCAACAGGCCUACAAAGUUGUUUGAUGCCACUGAAUGUGGAAAUGGGUAUGUGGAACCAGGCGAAGACUGCGACUGUGGUAUCCAAACGGACUGCCAUGCAGAAUGCUGUAAAAAGUGUUCCCUUUCUAAUGGAGCUCAUUGCAGUGAUGGUCCAUGUUGUAAUGACACCUGCCUUUUUUUUCCACGAGGCUUUGAGUGUCGCUAUGAAGUGAAUGAAUGUGAUAUUACUGAAAUCUGUACUGGUGACUCCGGCCAGUGCCCACCCAAUCUUCAUAAGCAAGAUGGAUUUGCUUGCGAUUCAAAUCAGGGACGUUGCUAUAGUGGGGAGUGUAAGACAAGAGAUAAUCAAUGCAAAUACAUCUGGGGCAAUAAGGCUUCAGGGUCUCACAAACACUGUUACGAGAAGCUUAAUACAGAAGGUACACAGAAAGGAAACUGUGGAAAAGAUGGAGACAAAUGGAUUCCUUGCCACAAGCAUGACGUGUUCUGUGGAUUAUUGCUUUGUGCAAAUCUUGAUGGGGUUCCACGAAUUGGUCACCUUCAGGGAGAAAUUAUUCCAACUUCUUUUUUCCACCAAGGUGUUGUAGUGAACUGCAGUUGUGCACAUGUACUUUUAGAUGAUGAAACAGAUUUAGGAUAUGUAGAAGAUGGAACUCCCUGUGGUCCUAAUAUGAUGUGUAUGGACCGAAGAUGCCUCUCUAUUCAGUCCUUGAACAUAAGCAGCUGUCCUAUGGAUGCUAAUGGAAAAGUUUGUUCGGGACAUGGGGUGUGCAGUAAUGAAGCCACUUGCAUUUGUAGCACUACUUGGGCAGGUACAGAUUGUAGCAUGUUUGAUCCUAGAAGGAAAGAUGACUCAGAGAAACCAAGUGGACCAAAGGGUCCUAGCGCCACCAAUCUUAUAAUAGGUUCCAUCGCUGGUGCCAUCCUGGUAGCAGCUAUUGUCCUUGGGGGGACAGGAUGGGGCUUUAAAAAUGUAAAAAAGAGAAGAUACGAUCCAAGUCAACAAGGCAUCUAAGAAAUUCCCUGGAAGAAUGUGGCUGUGCUUGAAUGUGGACUCUGGCUAUGGAGGCUAUUUGAAGCAGCUGGCUCUUCCUGCGGCAGAAGCAUACCAGCCAUUGUCUACCAGUGGCAAGCGGAGGCAUUUGUGAAAGGGCUAAAGGAAAACUGUCCUUUACGGGAGAUUUAAAUUCAAGGACUUCCUCCACUCAUUUCUCUCUUUUUCGGGGGAUGUUAGGGACAAAACAAACUUUGGGAAGGAACUAUUUCGCCUAUUUUUUGUUCUAAACAAAAAUGGAACAAACAAACCAAGCGCAAUAAGUAAACACUUUCAAACUAUUUAAAUAGGUAAAGAAUUUCUUAAUAAUUUGAUUUCGCAUGAUGUUUUAAUAUUAAUGGCAGACUCCAGUGGCAUGAUAAUUUCUGAAAUGGUGAACUGCAUGGCAUAAACACAGCAAACGAGCUAGCAAGAGGGUCCCAAAUAAAAUCUAUUUACCAAGAACAUGAUAGAACAAAACACAGAAGAGCUGAUUCUAGGUUUUACCUAUGAAACAGAGGAUAAUUCCUUAAUUCUACCUAAUAUAGGUAUUCUUUAUUUUGUUUAUUUAUUGCUUUGGGGCAAACCUCUUUGAGGAAUGGCAAAUCAUACCACAUUGAAAUAUAUUUUUUAAAAAGGCUUAGGGGGAAGUCUUAUCAAACUCCAUUAUUACACAUUUUUUAAAUGUUUCAUUCCAUAGUAAUCUUAAGCUGUACACAUUCUUAAAAUGUUGCUCCUAUUUAAUUUUGGGGUAGCACUUUAUAUUUUAGAGGUUGGGGCAUAGUGCAGGGAAAUUCCACAAAUAAGAGGUAUGCUUUUUAAAUAUGUAUGCUUGAAACCAAAAAAAAAAAAAAAGGUCCAUCCAAAACCAAUGUGUAUACAAUGAUUUUUUCUCUCUCUUCAAAUGCAUUAUUUGCAUCCAUGCAGAUAUUUUGUGUAUAUAGUAAGAAGCUGACACCCUCUCAAAUUAAUCACAGAAGUGCCAAGCUUAUGUCUUUUUCAUUUUGCCGUGUUGUUUUCCUUUCUCAGCCUCAUAUUGUAUGACAGGAAAGAAGCCUAAAUAAGCCUUAAGUACUUGUAAAAUACUGAGAGCUUUUAACAGGUUAAGGUGUUCUGUGUAUUGUUUUAUAAAGGCCAGUCUCUCCUCACCCUCAGGACUCCUUUCAGUUUUUAAAAGUGCAUAUACAGCAUCCAGAUAUCCAUAUCUUUUUGAAUUUAUUUCUGUAGUAAUUAUUUUUCAAAGCAUAGCUUUGAACGUUACUUCCUACCAAGCUACAUGUGGUUACUGUCAUGGAGGAUAGGAUUAGAAAAAACGACGAGAAUAUUGCCAUGUGCAUAACCAGAUAACAUUGAAUCCUGUUUAAACAGAGAAGUGGCAUUCAUGAAACAAUAAUUUAGCCUCUUCCCUUCUUCCAAGCAUCCAAGCUCUGCCAUAAUCAAGUUUUUCAUCACUUCUCUAAUUAGCAAAUGUGAAAAGCCAUAAUGGCAAAUUCCAGCAACUAACUAAAGUGUAGUAGAAACAAAGCUUGCUUGUAUGGAUGCACUUCUGCUGGCCAACCAAAAGUUAUUUAUUCCAAUAUACAAGGCAGCAUCCCACUCUGGUUUUGUUAGCGCUGGUGCUUGCAGCUGCAGUUGUGCUUAGGGGUUUUCUAUGCUGGGAUGCAGUGUCCAUGCUAAUUAAGCAAUGAUGGUCAUUAAAGCAGCCAUAAGAUAACAAACACAUUGUUAUUACAGUUGCUAUGACAUCAGAGCAGUGUAAACUCAACCUGCAAUCAUAUCCAAAACUCCAAAUUCUUGAUUAUUCAUUGCUAUAGAAGACUGCUUUGGAAUAAGCUUUAAGUGCAUAACGAAAAGCAACUUACUUAAAAGCUUUUUUCCCAGUCACAGGAUUCAACUCGACAGGAAAUGUAUGGAAAUUUUAUAUUGCUUAUAUUGAUAUGCUGCAUGAU